UUCAAGUGGAGUCUCUUGCAACGGACUGACGAUGUUGGAGUCCUUAAGCCAUGGAUGGAUGUACUGGAUUGUUAUCGUUGCAUCUGCCUUCGCCGUGAAUCACCUUCCAACAAGAAGAGAUACAAUUAACAGAGGAGGUUGUUCUCCUCCUGAAGUUUUAAUUAACGGAUCUGUUAUACCCGGAAACGGAGGAACUGAUUUUGCUAGUGUUCAAGAAGUUCAAUUUCUCGGCGUUAUUGGCCCGUUGGAGCAGAAAAGGAUUUGCAAAAUAAAAUGUUUGAACGGAGUCUGGGUUGGCCCACUUUGCACUAUCGACGAAGAGGGAGGAAGGUUCCAACCCAUGCUGAAGCAAUGUAUUUUGAAGCCCAGCGAUCCAGAAGUCGUCAUAUCCUACCAACGCAAGACAUUAGCCUCCAACGAUCGAGAUAUAGCAUUGCCUCACGGCAGUACACUCGAGUUACGUUGUGUGGAAGUAGGAAUGUACAAAUUUGUUGGUAAUUCCUCGAUAACUUGUCGAAAUGGCUUAUGGAGUGCCGCUAUGCCCCAUUGCGUGUCGACGACCAUUCAGAGAAAUUUUUCAAUACAAGCACCCCCGACAAUAGUAUAUAACGUAGUAUCCGGAGAUGCUGGAAUCACAGAAUCUGGAGUGGUGGUCAUAUUACCUGGAAGCAUCGUUCACUUCGAUUGCCUCUUCCAGAGACAAUACGGAAAUCCCGAAUGGACUUGGACACCGACUAAAAGACAGUAUCCUUGCGGAUGGGGAAUUAACGUUGAAGAGAGAAGCUGGAAGUAUCGUUUGUCGAUAUAUUACGCAAUGGAACACGACACUGGAGUCUACACUUGCACCACACCCAGAGGUCUAAAUAACGAAGUAAAAAUAGCAGUUAAAAGUGUUCAAUGUCCUCCUUUUGAAAUGGUGGACAGGAACAGAGUCAUGUCCGUAGAAGGUAAUAAGAUGCACAGUCAAGCUAAAUUUUCUUGUAUGGAAGGUUACAACCUGAUAGGACCCGAUAUGAUAACAUGUACAGCAUCGGGUCAAUGGUCGGCCGAUCUUCCUCAUUGCGAAGUUAUCCAAUGUCCUCCAAUCGAACCGGAAGAUCAGCAUCUAAAAAUUAAUUCCCCAAACCGAACUUAUGGCUCUAAGGUGUACUUCUCGUGCCCAACGGGAUAUCGUCUUUUAGGAUCUCCUUCCAUAACUUGCUUGAAAAACCAGAGCUGGUCGGACAUCUACCCCGAUUGCGAGGCCAUACAAUGCAACCCUCCUCUUCCUCCCGCUAAUGGACGUGUUCUAGAUAAUGGGCGUUAUCUUACCGGAGAUUUCAUACAAUAUACCUGCAAUGCCGGAUACGUUAUUGUGGGAGAGUCUAUAUCAGUUUGCGACGAUCACGGAGAGUGGACGCAGCAAUCCCCAAUAUGUAAACCAGCGUGCGAGUUUCCAGGAGAGCCAGCAAAUGGACAUAUAGUACCAACUAAGUUUCAUUACGACAUUGGUGAAGUGAUCGUAGUGGUCUGUAAUGCCGGACUACGUCUUUUGGGAUCACAAAGAUUGCGAUGUUCUCCUACAGGUCACUGGUCUAGUCCAUUACCCCAUUGUAGACAAUACGUUACAUCGUGAUGAUAUUUUAAGAAUUAAACAACAGCUGUGAUGUUCUUCUAUCUAAACAUUUAGUUAUACAAUUUUUUAGUGGUUCAAAAUAAUAAUAAUAAUAAUAAUAAUAAUAUUUCUCUUCCAUGUGCACAAUAUUUUUUUCUUUAAUUUAAUUUCUUUAAAAAACAAUACACGUUCAAGAAGGAAGUAGUUAAAUGUGUUUG
Centruroides sculpturatus (bark scorpion) is the source of this 1812-nucleotide messenger RNA. RefSeq names its product locomotion-related protein Hikaru genki-like. NCBI's taxonomy places the organism in Eukaryota, Metazoa, Arthropoda, Arachnida, Scorpiones, Buthidae. The record is from RefSeq and is a predicted model, not a curated record. The transcript has 9 exons. Bases 32 to 1615 code for a protein of 527 amino acids.